AUGUCAGAUCAACAAGCACAAGACUCGGUCUCAGGGCCGUCACCAGUGCCUGUCCUCGGCGAAGGAUUUCAGGAGACUCCGCCACCGUCUGAGGACAAAACAACAUCGGAAGGGACAGAUCCUGGGUACGUGGACUCCAAGACGGGCAAGCGUAGAUUCUGGGGCCUUGGGAAGAGAAGGGACGACGAAAAGGCAAAGAAGAAGAAAGAUGCUUCAGAAAGCAGUAGCUCAUCCAUGAAGAUUACCAAGCAACCGCCUACGAUGCAGCCUACUUCACCGCCUGGCCAUGGAGGGAACAUACCAACCUUAGCAAACGUUUCGUCGCACCCGUACUCGCCUUCGUCUCCAGUCAGGAACCUUAAUACUUCCUCACCAGCACCGCCAUCACCAGCAUCAUCGCAAAUUUUCGAGCGACAUGUACAAGAAGACAUACUCACGAUCCCAGAACAAGCACCGAUACCUGGUCACAUCGCGACUGAAAACCACAUACCACCAGUUUUGGAUGCUUCCUCUGAAGCUAUCACAAAUGAGGAGCUGAAUCCCAAUAAUGUAGAAAUUGUCAUGCACUCUGCACAUCAUCCAGCCUCACUGACUGUGGUGGGGGAAGCGCCAGGGCCCACAAUGCCAGACGAGUAUAUUCCAAUUCCAGACGGCGAAGAUGGAUCCUCUAAUUAUGGAGCCUUGGAUUCGACGGAUGUCCGCAGAUUGAGUUUUAUAUCUUUUGCUGAUGUUGUUCAUUCGGAACAUACACAUGACGGAGGCAGCAUUGCAACGGGGAUGAUAAGUCCCGUCGUCUCUCAAAACCGUUCACCAUCCCCGAUACGCUCACCUUUGUCGUCUCAGGGUCUCGGCGGGUCUCCAAAUCUAUCGGGAUCUGUCUCGUCCAAAGGUCGCGAAACUUCUCCAAACAGAGCGGGCAGAAGCCUAGCAAGCCCUCUGCCGGGUCAUUCUCCUCCUCUAGGUGGGGAGUUGACAAUCGAAACUAUGCGGCAAGCCCUCCGAAAGACUGGAAGCGGGGACCUCAGCGGUGGGAGGAGUCUACCAAUGAGUGCUACGAGCGACAAUGAAGAGAAUGCUGCACAAGCAUUCAAGUAG
Messenger RNA from Bacidia gigantensis, 1095 nucleotides. RefSeq lists its product as uncharacterized. Bases 1 to 1095 code for a protein of 364 amino acids. The record is from RefSeq and is a predicted model, not a curated record. NCBI's taxonomy places the organism in Eukaryota, Fungi, Ascomycota, Lecanoromycetes, Lecanorales, Ramalinaceae. The transcript has a single exon.